AUGGCGCUAUACGGGACAUCCGAUGCCUUGCUGUGCAGGGCGUUCCCGACAACCCUGCGGGGCCCAGCCCAAGCGUGGUACAGCAAUCUGAAGACCGCGACCAUCGCCUCUUUCGACCAAUUGGCCAGGGACUUUGAGCUUAACUUCCUGGCUCAUGCCAAACCGAAGCCGUCGGUGGCGAUGCUCCUCGGGCUUAACCAGAGGGAGGAUGAGCCCCUCUCUCACUUUGUGAACCGCUUCACCACACAAAUCCGCGGGCUGUCUGACGCUCACCCUUCUUUGAUGAUGCAGGCAUUCAUGAUGGGCCUGCGCCCUACCCGAUUCUUUUGGUCUCUGGUGGAGCGACCCCCCACUUCGGUUCCCGAAAUGUUGCAGCGUGCGAACCAGUACAUCGCUGCUGAGGCAUGGAUGGUCGGGAGGCGCGACGAGCACAAGAGGGUCAAGCCAGAGCAGUCCCAACAACAACAGCCCGCUACCUCCUGGCGUAGGGCCGGCGGCCUCAACGAUGCGGCACCUAGGUUCGGCCUGCGCCUCAACCCCGCCAAGUGCGCCUUCGGCGUGACCUCGGGAAAAUUCCUCGGAUUCAUCAUACAUGAGAGAGGGAUUGACACCAACCCGGAAAAGAUACAGGCCAUCAUUGACAUGCAGCCUCCUCGGACGAUCAGAGACCUGCAGCGCCUUAACGGGAGGCUAGUCGCAUUAUCACGUUUUCUUUCCCGAUCGGGAGAUCGCUGCCUCCCCUUCUUCCAGGCCCUGAAGGAUCCAAAGAACUUCCGAUGGACGACGGAAUGCGAGAGGGCCUGCGAGCGGAUGAAGCAACACCUGGCCAACCUCCCCCGACUCGCUUCAGUCUCCCCUGGGGAGAAAUUGAGUCUCUACCUCGCCGCCUCCCAACACGCGGUCAGUUCGGUUCUGGUCAAAGAAAACUCCGGCGACCAACUGCCGGUCUACUAUGUCAGCCACAUGCUGAGCGGGCCAGAAGAACGCUACCCGCCAAUCGAAAAGCUGGCGCUGGCGCUCGUUCUGUCGGCGCGAAAGCUCCGCCCUUAUUUCCAGGCCCACCCGAUGGAGGUAAUAACUGACCAGCCGCUCCGGCUUGUUCUGUCUAAAUUCGACGUUGCAGGGCGUCUCCUCAAAUGGGCAGUGGAGCUCGGCGAGCACGACAUACAGUAUAUACCACGGACCGCCAUCAAAGCCCAGGCCGUGGCAGACUUCAUUGCAGAGCUGACCCCGAGCACAGGCGAGGAACUCGAGCCACCGCGUGAGACGUGGACCCUCCACGUAGACGGGUCGGCCAACGCAAAAGGCACCGGUGCAGGGCUGGUGCUGGUGACACCUAACGGCCGCUCGAUCGAGCGCUCCUUCCGCUUCGGGUUCAGGGCCACCAACAACGAGGCAGAAUACGAGGCUCUCCUGGCGGGGCUCCAGUUGGCACUGGAAAUGCGGGUGACCGACAUACGCGUCAUCACCGACUCACAGCUGGUGGCUAGGCAGCUCGACGGCGGAUACGAAGCCCGAGACCCGACUAUGGUGAAAUAUCUGGCACAGGUAAAAAGCCUUGCCACCAAGUUUGACCAUUUUGAAUUGUCGAAUGUUCCCAGGAGCGAGAACCAGCGAGCCGACACCCUGGCAAAAUGGGCAUCCGGCUCGGCCCCCUGGGCUCAACCCGAGACCGAAGUGCUCCCCCACCGAGCCAUAGAGGUCGUCGCCACGGUCACGGGCGGCGCGCCGGCCACUUGGGUACAGGAGAUGCUACGCUUCAAGCGGGAUGGGGCCCUACCCGACAAUGAAACCACGGCUCGACGCUUGCGUCGGACGCAGGCAUGGUGGGUCGAAGCCGAGCCUCUAGCAACCAUUACAGAGUCACAAGUGGAAAGGUUCGUGUGGAGAAACCUCAUAACUCGGUUCGGCCUACCCCAGUCCAUCGUCACCGACAAUGGACCUCAAUUCGCCGACAGGAGAUUCCAAGAGUUUUGCGCCAAGCACAAAAUUCAGCUGAGGUUCAGCUCGGUGGCUUACCCCCAGGCGAAUGGGCUAGCUGAGGUAACCAACCGGUCCAUCAUCGACGGCCUCAAGAGAAGGGUAUCCGCUGCCCGAUCGGCUUGGAUCGACGAGCUCCCGAGCGUCCUAUGGGCGAUGCGCACUACCCCCAAGACCCCGACCGGGGAGUCUCCCUACAGCCUCACGUUCGGGACCGAGGCCGUAUUGCCAUCCGAAGUAGCCAUCCCGACUCUGCGGACGGCAGACUACAGCGAAGAGGCCUCGGGAGAAGGGCUCCGAUCCAACCUGGACCUACUCGAGGAAAGACGGGCCAACGCACACCAGAAAGCUCUUUCUUACAAAAGAGCCGUAGCGAGGGUCUACAACCGGAGAGUACGACCCCGAUCAAUAAAAUUAGAGGACCUGGUCCUGCGCAAAAUCGAGGUCAGCCGCCCAACCCAAGCAAGGGGGAAGCUGACCCCGAAGUGGGAAGGACCCUAUCGGGUCAUCGGAGUAUCCCGACCGGGGACGUUCCGACUCGCAACAAUGGAUGGCGACCCCGUGCCCCGGACUUGGAACAUACAGAACCUUAGGAAAUACUUCGUCUGA
Molecule: messenger RNA, 2589 nt
Organism: Musa acuminata AAA Group (dessert banana)
Lineage: Eukaryota; Viridiplantae; Streptophyta; Magnoliopsida; Zingiberales; Musaceae
Exons: 3
Coding region: 1-2589 (862 amino acids)
Biological process (GO): DNA integration
Molecular function (GO): nucleic acid binding; RNA-DNA hybrid ribonuclease activity
Source: RefSeq, a predicted model, not a curated record